Messenger RNA from Paramecium sonneborni, 768 nucleotides. The record is from the annotation of a GenBank genome assembly. Lineage: Eukaryota; Ciliophora; Oligohymenophorea; Peniculida; Parameciidae.
AUGAAUAAAAUUGAAGAUGAACAUCAGAUGAUCAUUAGAUAAAUUUAAGGAGUAUCUUUUGCCUCUGAAAUGCACGAUAGAGAUGAAAAGCAAAUCCACAAAGAAUUAGUUAGAAUAAUAUUGAAGGAAGAUAAAAGACUGAAAGCCAAGCAUACAUUAUUUAGUCUAGCUAAUACAAUUCUAAUUGUAUUAUUAUCAGAUAUUUCAAGUUAUUAUCAAUAUACAAUAUGAUAUCACUAGUAAACAUAGAAGCCUAUCACUCUUUUAUAUAUUAUGAAGAAUUACAAUAGAAUCCCGAAAACUUUGGGAUUCUUUAUUAUUUAGUUUUGUUAGAUAUCAUUCACUUCUUGAGAAUAAUUAAUUGUUGUAAUGGAAUAUUUGGAGCAGAGCUGAAAUCUCAAAAAAUAGUCACUUUUUAUUUGAUAUUUUCGUCAUUUCUUUUUGUAUCUCGUAGUGUAUUGACAAUCAUUACGAUAAUCAGCUAUGCAUAGAUUCACACUUUAUGUUCUUAAUUCUUUACAGAACAAGAUGCAGAUGUUUUAGCUCUCAACUAUUGUCUGGUGAUGGCAACGUUUCUGUUUUUUGAUGCCCUCUUCACUAUGAUCUGUAUUGUCUAAGGAUCCAAUAAUAGAGAAAACUAGUAAAGUAAUUACUAAAUGCAUUUUAGUUGCUAAUGAACUCAAACAAAAGAUUCAAAAGAAGUACUUCAUUUGUUAUGAAAAUGCUCUAAAUUCAUUUUUUUGAAUUUAUUUAAAGUGUAUAUGGCAG